AUGGAAGCUAUUUUCCUCACCAUAACUCGAGUACAGUUUGACCAAGGACCAUCACGCAGUGUGAUAAGAAAUCCUGACCUCGUUGUUGCUAUAGACGUUGGUAGUACUUACUCAGGUUAUGCCUGGCAAUGGCGGUCAGCAUUCAAGGCCAACAAAGCCAGCGUGGAGUUCAACACUGAUUGGGGACAGGGUGCUCCUCAGUUGCAUAAGACGAAUACUGCCUUGCUGUUGAAAAGGACUUUUGAUAGAACUGCGGAAACUUCUGUUGAGAACCCUGCUAAAAUAAAGACAGAAAUUGUUGCGUUCGGUUAUGCCGCGGAGCGAAGAUGGGCGAACAUUUGCAGCCAUUCGGAAGAGAAGAAGGAUAAAGAAUCGUAUUUUCUUUACAAGAAAUUUAAACUGCAGUUAUAUCUUCUGAAGCCGAAUCAAUUCGAAGGAGAUGUGAACAUUGAAGACGCAGAAGGUCGAAUGGAUCCACUAAAGGAAAUUAUGACACUGUUUAUCCAAGCUUUAAGAGAGGAUUUUCUCAAAAAGAUGAAAACGAGAGGACUAAGUUUGGAAGAUGGGAAGUUUCUAUGGGUCGUCACUGUGCCAGCUAUUUGGUCGGAAAAGGCAAAACAAUUCAUGAGAGAUGCUGCAGAAAAGAGCGGCAUAGGAAAGAGGAAUCUCUUACUUGCGUCUGAGCCCGAGGCUGCUACAAUUUAUUGCCUUAACCUUCCCUCGGAGCAGAAAUCGGCCAUGCACGAUGCAUUUAUGCCGGGCCGCCGAUUCCUUACCGUUGACCUCGGAGGCGGAACGGCUGACUUAUCGGCUGUGGAAGUUCUCGGUGAUGGUUCGUUGAAGGAGCUGUGUUAUGUGCAGGGCCAAUUAGUGGGCGGACAAAAUGUCAAUGAAGCAUUCCUACAGUCUUGUCAUGAAAACUUUGAAGGUGUGUUCUGGAAAAAAUGCUUUAUGGAUGCAAACCCACUGUACUUACUCAAGAUGGAGCAUGAAUUUGAACAAAUGAAAGUUGCCAUUGGUAACGAAAGUCCAGUUGACGAAUUAAUUACUAUCCCAUUACCAAAGACAGUGCUGAAGGGCAUUACAACCAAAUCCAUUAAACUCAAUCCAAAGAAAGACAAAGGAUUCGAAGCCGAAGAUGAUGAACUUCAGUUCCGAUCAAAAUAUAUCAGAGACUCAUUAUUCCAGCAAACCUGUCACCUCAUCUUUGAUGCAGUAGACCGCGUACUGCAGCAAAUGGAAUCCUCUGGCAUACAAGCCGUGGUCUUGGUAGGGGGAUUCGCCGAAUCCUCGAUUGUCCAAGAAAAUGUUAGACAAAUGAUACAAGAAAAAUACAGGAAUAUGGACGUCGUUGCACCGACCUCGCCUUUCAAAGCGGUUCUUAUGGGCGCUGUUAUGUAUGGACACGACAUGUUUAUUUACAAAAGCCGAAUUAGUAGAGCGACCUACGGUGUAGGCACCAACUCCACUUUCGAUGACAAAACACAUGAUCCAUCAAAGAAAUGGUACCACGAGGAAGAAGGAAAAUACUAUUGUAAAGAUAUAUUUUCCGUGCAUGUCCGCAGAGGGGAUUCGGUGUAUCUAAAUGACAAGUCCACGAUUGAAAGGAACUAUUUUCCAAUGUACAAAAAGCAAAAGACUGUUCUGUUUAAUUUAUUUGAAACAUCGGACCACUGCAUUGACAAGGAAGCGGUGCAUUACACAACCGAUCCGCUGACGAAAAAGGUCGGCGAAAUCGAAGUAGAGUUGCCCGAAUCCGAGGAUUCAACCAAGCAAGAAGUGUGCGUACAGAUGAUCUAUGGAGGCACCCAGCUGUCUGUCAUUGCCAAAGAGAAUACAUCUGGCAAGGAAUACAAUGCUGAUAUCAAAUUUGACUCUGCGUAGUUAGCUACUACUUAAUGUAGCAGUUAGUUGAAGACAAUAUACAUGCUUGCUUUGCCAAACCCGCAGAGACUGUUUUUCCAGUGAUAACUGAAUUACAGUACUAUUUAACCUGAUUAGAGAGAAAAUUUUGAUAUUUAAUCAUUUGUUCUUACUACUAACGUUGCUUGAUCGUGGCGAAAGAUGAUAGCUUAAGGAAACCACUCUCUUAUUGGAUAUAAGAAUGGAAAGAAGUAUUGUAAUCGUUAACCACGACCAUUUAUAAACAACCAUAGUGGUUUUGCAAAAUGUUAGGCCAUCUGUACUUUUUCCCGGAUGUCGUUUAUUGUGUUUACUCGUUGUUGUAAGGAAUUUUAAUAUCAGUUUUCAAUCUUAUUAAUCAAUAUCAUUCUAAUUUUAGCAUAAGUGCACAUUGCUAUUAUUGGCAUGUAUUUAUUUUUAUUUGUAAAAGAUACAGGUAAUGUCUUAUGAAAUUCAUACAGUUUCAAAAUAUUUUAAAUGUUCAUGGCCGGAUUAUGUUUUAUGGCAUUCCCAACAAAUCUCUUACGAAUGUAUGCAGCUGAGCGUCUUUUAUCAUUUCUAUACCAUGCCAGGUAUUAUUUGUAGGUUUUUAUUGUUUCUACGUAUGUUUUUUAUUUCGUAUGUUUUGUUCCGGUUAUGGGAUAUUUAGAUUAACAUUGGGGCUAAUCUAAGUUUUCAGAGUUAAUAUAUUCAACGAGAGCUGGCAAGUGUUUUAAGACUAUUAGCUAUUCAGCGGACCAAUUACGUCAUAUGUAUUUAGCCUUAAUCACGGACAAUAGUAUGUGUUUAUAGCAUAACGCUUCAAUUCAAAUAUUGGUAACAAUAGCAUGUUGUAUACAAACAGAUUAAGUAUUAAGUGAUUAAUGAAAAUACCGGAAAUUUAACUAUGUUGUAUGAAUUGUAUAUCUCUGUUGAUAUCAUUUGAAUAUUGUGCCUAUAUAUAUGCAAUGCUCUCUUCGUUUGAAUUAAUA
This is a messenger RNA of Mya arenaria, 2873 nucleotides long. RefSeq names its product heat shock 70 kDa protein 12B-like. The transcript has 7 exons. Gene Ontology annotation, molecular function: ATP-dependent protein folding chaperone; ATP binding. The record is from RefSeq and is a predicted model, not a curated record. Lineage: Eukaryota; Metazoa; Mollusca; Bivalvia; Myida; Myidae. Bases 1 to 1884 code for a protein of 627 amino acids.